AUGAAUGAAAUAUUUGAUUCCGAAGAACCAAAUACUGUAUUCAUUGAUGAAAUACCAAUAGUAACGCACGAUGUAUGUACUCAAACUUUCGAUUCGUUUUCUAAUCCAGAAAUGGAGCAACAUAUUGAAAAUAGUCAUGAAAAUGAUACAAAUCAAUUAGAACGUAGUAAUAGUAGAUUUCAACUUCUAAAUGAUUAUAAUAAUAAAUUUAAAGAUAAUGAUUUGCAUGAGUUUGAUGAUGAUGAUGAUACAGAUUCUACUGAUACGAAUAACGAUGCGGAAGAAAUAUAUGAAGCUCAGUACAACGUAUUCGGUAAUGAUUUUGAAACUCAACAACCUCCAAAUGCUACUGAACUUUCAGUAAUAUUAAUUUUUGUUUGGAGAAAGCAUUCUAUGAGUAAAGCUGCCGUAAAUGAUAUUUGUCGAAUUUUGAAUGUUUUCAAUGUUCCAAACAUGCCUAAAGAUUUUCGUGGUGUGAUGUCUAAAAGUUUAAAUGCUUCAAAAUGUAAUAUCAAGGGAUGUCAAUCUGCUUCAUCCUAUGUUCGUACUCCAACAUCAGUAUCUACUUUUCGUAUUUUACCUCAAAUUAUUGCGAUUCUUGAGCGUGAAAAUCUUGUAGCAUUAACAUAUGAAUCUGAUCAAUGUCGUGAUGUAAUGAACUCUCAUCGUCAUUGCGAAAUAGUGAUGAAGGAAAAACAAACACAUCUAGGAAGAAAUAUAGUGACUCUUACACUUAAUUCUGAUGGUGUGUUCAUUAAACGAUUAUCUCGUCCUUUAUGGAUCACAUGUGCUUGCAUAAAUGAAUUACCUCGAAGGAAAAGAUUUGAAAUUAAUAAUAUAUUAAUAUGUUCUAUGUCAACAAGUGCUGAAAAACCAAAAAAACAAGAAUAUUCAGCAAUAUUAAGGGGUAUCGUCAAUGAAUUAAAAUUUCUUGAAUACGUAGGCUUCUAUAUUUUAUUACCAUCGGAUAAAAAAGGCACUGCAAGAAAUUAUACACAUUUCCAUGCAUUUACGAUAUCUGCUGUCUGUGAUAAACCGGCACAGGCUUUACUUGUGAAUAUAAAUGAUCCAACUGGUUAUUUCAGCUGUGGUUUCUUUUUUUUCUCAUUUGCUGUACUAUUUAUUUAUGUUAAACAAGGUGAAACUAGUUCUUCAGGUAUGCGAUGUUUUAUUCCAAAUGAAAAAAUUCCGAUGAAGAUUCGUAGUAAUGCAACGUAUGAUGCAUUUAUGCAGCUUUUAGCUAGAAAUUAUAUGCCAAAAGAUCCUAUGAAAGAUAAAGCAUGUGGACAGUUAGGUUAUUAUGCGUUACGUGAACUAACUUAUUUUGAAAUUGGAGAAAGUUUCUGA
Rotaria sp. Silwood2 is the source of this 1347-nucleotide messenger RNA. Lineage: Eukaryota; Metazoa; Rotifera; Eurotatoria; Philodinida; Philodinidae. The record is from the annotation of a GenBank genome assembly.